Molecule: messenger RNA, 726 nt
Organism: Chrysochloris asiatica (Cape golden mole)
Lineage: Eukaryota; Metazoa; Chordata; Mammalia; Afrosoricida; Chrysochloridae
Product: putative protein FAM220BP-like
Exons: 1
Coding region: 1-726 (241 amino acids)
Biological process (GO): protein dephosphorylation; negative regulation of transcription by RNA polymerase II
Cellular component (GO): nucleus
Molecular function (GO): STAT family protein binding
Source: RefSeq, a predicted model, not a curated record
AUGAGGGAUGGAAGAGGGGCCCUUGGCAUCUGCCUCGCCAGCAUGGAGCGGGAGGGAGGCGCUGGCCUGGACAAACCAUUCUACGGACUUGAUGAUCAGAGAACCCAGAAGGAGAAUCCUUACCUGUCAGAGCUGCCUUCCUGGGUGGCUCAGCCUGCGUUCAGUGUCAGUGGAAAUUCACCAGAUGUGGCGUUAUCACUGGAGAUGAGAAAUUGCCUGAGUGAGGUUCCAGAUUUGCAAGAAUCAAUCAGAAGAAAUAACACUUCAGCAGUGGCUCUGAAUAAGACCGAGACUCAGUCCCUUGCUCCCACAGAAGAGCAGAGUACGGAGGCUCUGGUGAGGGAUGGGCCAGGAACAGGACUGGAGGGCACCGACUGCCAAGGAGAGCCUUGGGUGUGGUCUGCACACCUCCAGCUGCCACAAGUACCAUAUUAUAAAAAAUGGAAUUUGCUGCAGUUAGGACUGAGAAUUUUUGAGGAUGAACUGCCAAGUGCUUUCCUUGGGAUUGGCUCGAACCUUGCACUGCCUCUUCUGCACUCCGUUCUCUCUGCAAUCCUAUGCCCAUGUUGUGACGUCCUCCCACAUGAUGAGACAAGAGAUGUUUUCCUUGAUUUCUUAAAGCCCAUGUUUUCAGAGCAGACAGUAGAGGACAAGAAAACGCACUCAAGUGUAAACAGAGUACCAAACAGUCUGCAGACUGGGGUAACUGGCUCUAGGAGCUUCUGA